AUGAAUACAGACACCUCGGAACGCCUGAAAAGGCUUCAAAUGGACGAUCUUGGCACAGCCAGACGAGAAUAUAUCUCAACGAAGGAUGAUAUGCGACAUGCCAACUUGGACAUUAACGUGGGACUGGAAGACAUCGAGGCAAUCAGGGAGUCCAACGUGCCUGGAACACAAGCCCAGUUCAUGGCGGAGAAGAACAAGACAAGACUCGCAGCCUGGGCAAAUGUCUACAAGACAAUAGGGGACACUGAUGAUCUCGAGAACCUCGACCAGAUGUUAAAGGGCCAGACUCACCGUUUUGGACUCUCCAAUGCGAUGUCUUUGAAGCGGCUCACCACUACGAGGGGAGGUAUGAGUCGUGGUCGUGGAGGAGGCGUAGCAGGGACACGGGGGCGCCAGAGAAAGCCAGGCGUAUCGGAUGUGGAUAGUAGAUCUCUGGGUCAAGUAGGCGUCUGGAGGACCGGCAAUCAUGCCUCAAACGCACAACCCCGCGCGAUGGGAGCAAAUCGGAUGCAGAGUUGUGAGGCUCCAGCUGUGCCCACAUCCGUCGUCACUGCUCACCAAGUAUCCCUAGACUCCCAGAAGCCGAAAUCCGGUCAAAAGACCAAAGUUCGGCGGCCCAUUGUUGUAGAGAUCAGCACCCCUGAAGACUUUAUGGCAGCUGUUCACAAUGUAGUUGGCGGCGCGAACAAUGCCAUCAUGAACACUGCUGUUGCAAGAGCUGUGACUAACAAUGAUAGUUCGGGGUCAAGCCAACCACCUCCUUCUGCGAACAAGAAUAACCCAAGCCAAGCCUCCUCUCGCGCUACGCAACCUGCUUAUAGAGCAGAUGAUGGACCAAACCAAAGACCCGCUUCUAUCACCAGAAAUGUGGCCCAAGCCCUUCCUCGGAAAUCUCCCACUUCUCAGGUCCAAGCUCCGCAAGCUCUUUCUAGAAAGCCUUCGCUUUCCGAGCCCGACGCAGUGAGAGAAGCAAGCAAGCGAACACUUCCCACAGCAAAGACUACAAGCCAAGUCGUUCCAUUAAAGCGAGAUGUGGGGCCAGACUCCAAGAGGCCAGAUCUUACAGGGAAACAGAAUUCUACGAACAAGGCAAUUUCAGCAAGCGAGAUCGUCGCGAAAUUGCCUCCCGCCAGGUCAGAGCCCAAACCUGAUACACUGGCUAUAACUACGCCGAAGGAAGCCAGCCACGCCAGUACUUCUGUCCUGCAAGAUAAGGAGGAGAUGAAAGCAUCUCCGCCGGCAGCUGGUGGAGUGCUCGUCGAUUUCAGCGCCCCAACGCCACCUGAGGGUGGUCUGGGUGAACAGGAUUCAACCGCUACAGCUAUAAUGAGUCCUUCUUAUCUCCUGCUACAGGGACUAGAUUUUCGGCAGAGUAGUAAACGAUCUUCUGGUCAACACGACUCAUCGUGUAGUGAAGCUUCCUCAACAUCAACAAAGUUUCCUAACACCGAGAGAGCUCUUUUCAGCAAAGGAACCUCUACCGCUGAGAAUUCAAUCGACACGGACAAAUUGGCGGGUGACGACGAAAUUGAGAAGCUUUGCGACCACUUGAAAUCCAUCUCUUUGUCGGACGAAGGCCGCCAAUGGCUGACCGAGCAUCUUGACCAUCUCGUCAGAGGUAUAACCGGUAGAAAGGAAUUUGAUUCCAAACACCAACCUUACCGUGAAGGAGCGGAACAUCAUAAAGCUCAUAACCAGAUGCCGCUUGAGGCUAGUUUAGUGCUCACGAAUAUUCCAUCUAACGCAGCCACAGGUGCAAAGUCCCCUUUGACGCCUCUUGCGCAUGAGUCACAGAUCAAAAGCCCUGUUUCGCAGACACGUCUGAAAGUGGAUGCGCCGAUAUUCUACCCAAAGAAGUCUCAAACGUCAGCCGUCAGCACGGCCAGCCAAGCAAACACUGAGCAGAUACGUCGUGGACCUCCUCCUUCUACCAGCCUAGCAAAUACUGGGCAAGCACAUAGCACACCGCCUCCUGUCAGAAUCUCUGGUGCUCAUUUGUUCGGUGACCAUUUGCUUCCAGGGAGGAGUGGGAACCCUUUCACUCCUUUGGCCCAAAAUGAUCUGCCCCCAAGUAGGGGUGGGACUCGACGACCUCUUAACGCUUCUGCCUUAAGUGCUCAACCCGUCUCGGUCUUCCAAGAUUUGCAGGUGCCAUCAUUCACUGGGCGGUUUGGACCCAGCACUCCCACUUCAACUCCAGGCAAACGGAAGUCAACAACUCCAUCACUAUCACAGACAGACGCAAACUCGGCUUCGCCUGCAUUGCAAAAGUCCAUGCACGCUCCAAAAACGUCAGAGAAUAAGUCGCCAGCAGCUUUGGCUCCCCCAAAAGGACUGGAGAGCUCCAAAUAUGCAAUGCCUGCGUCAGACAAGCCGCUUCGCUGA
This is a messenger RNA of Aspergillus homomorphus CBS 101889, 2385 nucleotides long. RefSeq lists its product as uncharacterized. Lineage: Eukaryota; Fungi; Ascomycota; Eurotiomycetes; Eurotiales; Aspergillaceae. Bases 1 to 2385 code for a protein of 794 amino acids. The record is from RefSeq and is a predicted model, not a curated record. The transcript has 6 exons.